This is a messenger RNA of Psammomys obesus (fat sand rat), 979 nucleotides long. RefSeq names its product canopy FGF signaling regulator 2 (gene Cnpy2). The transcript has 6 exons. The coding region runs from base 311 to 859 and encodes 182 amino acids. Gene Ontology annotation, cellular component: endoplasmic reticulum. Lineage: Eukaryota; Metazoa; Chordata; Mammalia; Rodentia; Muridae. The record is from RefSeq and is a predicted model, not a curated record.
CAGGCUCUCCUGAGGGUGCCUGUUCGCGCGAGAGUUUGAAGGGGCGUGCUCAGGGGCAGUCUCCAGUGGGGGCUCCCAGGGCACCGCAGGUUCCCGCUCCGGUGCCCAGUUACGUGCCCACAGCUGGACCAGGCGCUCCCUGGCCACCCUGAACCUGGCGGUUGCAGGCGCGAUCUGGAGAAGCCGGGACAGCCUCGCUCUUCCCAGCCAGCUGCUGCAGCCAACAAAGUGAGAGUCCUGCUGCUUUCCAGUGCCUGGGCCAGGACGCCGGCCGCGGGAGCAGAGGUGGAGCGACCCCAUUACGCUAAAGAUGAAAGGCUGGGGUUGGCUGGCUCUAUUUUUGGGGAUCCUGCUGGGAACGGCCUGGGCUCGAAGGAGCCAGGAUCUACACUGUGGAGCUUGCAGGGCUCUGGUGGAUGAAUUAGAGUGGGAAAUUGCCCAGGUGGACCCCAAGAAGACCAUUCAGAUGGGAUCCUUCCGUAUCAAUCCAGAUGGCAGCCAGUCCGUUGUGGAGGUACCUUAUGCCCGCUCAGAGGCCCACCUCACAGAGUUGCUCGAGGAAGUGUGUGAUCGAAUGAAGGAGUAUGGAGAACAGAUUGACCCUUCUACCCACCGCAAGAACUAUGUACGUGUUGUGAGCCGGAAUGGAGAAACCAGUGAGCUAGACUUACAGGGCAUCCGAAUUGAUGCAGACAUCAGUGGCACCCUCAAGUUUGUGUGUGAGAGCAUUGUGGAGGAAUACGAGGACGAACUUAUUGAAUUCUUUUCAAGAGAGGCUGACAAUGUUAAAGACAAACUUUGCAGUAAGAGAACGGAUCUAUGUGACCAUGCCCUUCACAGAUCUCAUGAUGAGCUAUGAGUCACUGGAGCAAGCAGCCUAGACCAACUUGAUGGAACACCUUCAGGAGGGGAAGAUGGUGGCAUUGUCUUUUAUAUUAUGUUUUUAUGGAAAUGAACUGAAAAAAGUCUGAAACUAAAA